GUCCAAAAGGCCACCAUCUUGAAAAUGUUGUCAAUGGCGAAAAAUAAUUCAUUUGUAAUGACGAAGUACAAUUAUCCAUUGAUUUAGAGUGUUUUUAAGCUCUUUACAUCCAAAGAAUAAAGAAUGUGGAGUUGAGAAAGUUACAGAAUGCCUAAUGAAGCUCUUAAUCCUUUGCUCAAUGCCCGCGAUCGGCUGUUUCGUGUGUUAUUUUUCAAGAUAUCUCUUCUCUAUGCAAGAACACUGUCGCCAUCUGUAAGAACAUUGAUAGAGUUCGGCAUAUUAACAAAGGUAGUGCAUACAAUUGUAUUUUCAACUGUUUCUUUUAUUUAUUAGUUUUCAUUACUGUAUGCUGGGUAUAAACCAGACUAUUUUGGUGUUCAAAUAUUGAAUGUAUGGGUAAACAACUAAACCAUAUAAACGUUAAAUCUAUUAAAACAGUUGGGUACAUUUUACACAAGCGGUCAAAUAAAUACUAUAACCUACGCUGUGGUUAAUAUUCGGCUGAAUAUACAUCACAAUAAUGUGCUACGGCCAAUGUGCUAUGCCUAAUAAUUUGACAUAGUAUACGCAUGCCAGCGUGGAAAGUUUGUAUUGCACGGCCGAGAUAUCGGGCGUGCAAUUUUGAUGCUAUCUAUAUAUUUACUAUUAAAUUUUCGAUAUCUCGGCCGCGCAAUUUCCUAACUUUCCAGUAAGGCAGGGGUUUUUUUCCGGAUUUUCUCUUGGGUCCGUUUUUGCGGAGAAGAUUGAGUUUAGCUGAAUAGCUGGGGUGGCUGCACCCCCCCCCCCCUACCGGGGGGCCGACACUUGUACUCAAUAAAUGUAGUUGAGAUGGAAUGUGUUAAAGCAGGGGCACUAAGGGACACUAUGAACUGGCUAAAGAUGGCGAAUUCAUAGUUUUUCGUGUGUUGUGAGAUGAAUUCCAGCCAUUUUUUCUUAAUUGUCGGGUUUCCAACUGAAAACUAAUUUCCACACGUCACAAAUUUAACUCAAACAACUUCAUUUUUACUGCACUGAAACUUUGGUGAGAAGAUUGAGUUUCAAAACUCAAUUAAAAAAACAACCUGUAAGGUAUGCAUGCGUACAUACAACAUUCACAUUUUUACGGACAAUAAAUUUUUCCUGAACUUGUCCUGCAUCCUAACCUAACCUGUGCUUAUCCUAACUGUUCUGGCCAUUUGUUUGCAGGAAGAAAAUCUCUUACACAUACACUUGAAAUUUCAAUCUCAGAUUUGAUCCGUCAAAUAAUAAUAAUAAUUUAAUUUGUAUUGUGCAAGUUCCAUUCAAAUAUGCUCACAUGUGCAUAGCAAUAAUAUAAAAACAAAAAAUCCAAUCUGGUCAGGCAUUUGACCAUGUACAAUAUAUCAUUGAGGGGUUGCCCGUAGAAAUUUGUUUUUGUUUUUUUUCCAGUGGCUAGAUUAUACCCAUCCACCUUUGCAACUAUUUUCUUGCAAUGAUAUGAAGAAAAAAUAAUGACGUACGCAUAUAAUUAUUUUAGCGAUGUGUUAUAAAGAACUGGGCAAGCUGGGUUUUUUUACUGAUAUGAUGAUACAAAGUGAAAUAAUCUGCACAUACUAUGUAAUUGUUACUUAUAGUCAUAAAGCCCUGUUAUUAUAUAAAAGGACUGGGUAAAUAUAUUUCUCUCUGAUAUGAUGAUAUUAUAAACACAGGAAAAAAUUUGAAUUGCUGUUAAUGGAUUUUAAAAAAUUUGAAUUGCCGUUAAUGGAUUUUUGAAUGUAAAAACUGAACUCUUUAUCAUUAUUGGUUAUUAUAGAUUCCCCAUAUGGUAAAUUAGUAAAAAUAUUUACCAGGAAAUACCAUAAAUGGUAAAUAUUAAUUAAACGUCAUGAUGGUUUUUUACCAUAAUCUAUAAUAACCAAUAAUGGUAACUUAAGAGUUCAGUUUUACAUUGGUAGUAUCAUGGUAAAUCUUUAAAAACCAUUCAAAACCCAUGUGUGUGUGUGCUGUUUCUAUAAAUUUUAGUUAAAUAAAUUUUAUUAAUUUAUUGUACGAUCAUCCAGAUUAAAAUUUUUUAUUGUUUCUGACUUUUCGGCUACCUAUACAGCAAAGACGUAUCAAAGAUGUAUUAUAGUUACAAAAAUGUAUUACUGCAGUUACAGAAAUGUCAGAAACAAUAAAAACAGUGGCAGACACUUUAUGAAAGAUUGGGGGGGGCUUGUGCCGAAGGCACGGAAAAAAUUUAAAAUUUGAAUCCCAGAAAUGACAUUUGCAGCAUUCUGAGAACACAUUUUGUAAAAAACUAAGUUUUCAAAACACUGUUAUUAUAUUGUGAUGUUUAUCUGAAAGCAUCAUACUCACCUGAGUACAUUACACCAACACAGAAAAAAUCAUCUUACUAGAUUACAUUGAUAUAGAAGGAACUAGAUUCUGUUCCAAAAUAUCACAUACUCGAACUGAGCUGACCGCGUAACUCAGUUGGAAGAGCAUUGGGCUAGUAUUCCAAAGGUCAUAGGUUUGAUUCCCACCGUGGUCAGGCAUAUUUUUCAAGCUUGCCCGGUGUGGAUAUACACUCAGAGUAACAUCACAAGCAUCAUAUUCACCUGAGUACAUUACACCAACACAGAAAAAAAAUAACAAUACUAUUGUUCCCAGUAAACUGCGAAACAACCGUUUUUUUAGGCGCUUUGUCAGUGACAGUUUUGUCAUUUACGAAGGACAUAUUUGUGUACCUUGUGAUCACAAUUUGUUGCAAGCAGCGUGUCAAAAACUGCAAGUUUCAGUUUGACAGUUCUGACAGUUAAAUGGUUUCUAAUUUUAUUGUCCAAUCAGGUGCGUAGUUUUGAUUUAAAAUUCAAAAGUACGCAUCUUAUUGGACAAUAAAAUUAGAAACUCAUUUAACUGUCAAACUGAAACUUGCAGUUUUUCACAUGCCGCUUGCAACGAAAUGUGAUCACGAGGUACACAAAUAUGUCCUUCGUAAUUGACAAAACUGUCACUGACAAAGCGCCUAAAAAAACGGUCGUUUCGCAGUUCACUGGGAACAAUAGUACAUGGUUUGAAAAAGGUGUUUAAAAAAGAUAAAUUUUGAAAUUACACCGAAAUACUUUUGCCUGCUUCCACUUUUAAAUAUGAAAUUUCCUUAAAAAUUCCUUCCCGGAGCUGGAGUUUUGACUGCCGGAGCAGGAGCUAAAAUAACCGGAGUUUGCACAGCUCUAAGAAUGCACACAUCAAUAUUAACUUAGCCACAGCUGCUUACUUAAAAUGAUUCUGAAAGCCCAGAACCUAGAUUUUAUAUUAAAUUGUUACUGUAAAUGCCUAAAUGGUCUCAACAAAUAGUGGUAAUAAUAAAUAUUCGAAUUGCCACUAUAUCCACCCAGUUUUUGAAUUUGAAUUUGAAUUUAUUGAAUUAGUUAUCAGCUUUACAGUGACAACAGGAGAAAGAAACAGGGCAAAGCCCCAAUUGACAUCAAACCCCUGAUGGCUAAAAAACAUGAUAAAGUCAGAAUUUGCCACUUGUUACAUGAGUCCCAUUGUAAUUCUUUCUGUUAUUUACUUUGACAAAUACACUGCGAUAGCCCUUGAAGGUGCAAUGACAUUGGACAUAGAUGUAGAAAACAGGACCUCUGAGAGGUUGCAUGAGGCCCUGGGUAAAACUUGCCCAGGGGGCCCUAUGAUGUCAUAAUUAAAAAAUGGGAGAAGCAGUGUUUUACAAUUUAUUACAUUUUAUUGCAUAUUAUCUGGCACUAAUGCUGCUAGGAUUUAUAUUCUCAGUUAAACAAUCUUGUAUCAAGAAAUUGUAUAUGUGUCUUCAUUGUUUUGGGGGCAAAGUGCACCCCACCCCCGAACAUUACCUACAUGAGCUCCUAACUUUAUCUAGAUAAAUGCAGUAUGAAGCUAUUAAAAUGGAUGAUUCCAGCUAUAGACGAAAUUUUGAUCUAGACAAGAAGAACGAAAUCCAUUACCAUAGCUGGAACGAGCAUCUUGAAAUGAGUAAAAUUGCAAAGUUUGGUUGCGAAUUAUUGUAAAAUGAGGAAAAUAUAACCUGUGAAGUUCGCAAAUUUUGUAUAUAUUUGCAUUACGCGCAGGAAAAAUAACCAUUUUUGGUCAAAAUUUAGUCUAGCUGGAAUCACUCAAUGAGGUGGUAGGGAGGGAUAGCACAGGACUUAGUGUAUAUGCCAUUCACGUUCGCGAGUUGCGACUGUGGUUCAAUUCCUUUCAGUCACGUGAAUAAAAAGGAUAUUCCGAUUUCUUGCUGUACUAGACCGAGAUCUAAAAUAUAUAUAUACAACGAAACAAUUCUGACCUUUCGAUCAAAGGUGCCGUGUCAUAGAUUUACAGUCCUUCCUUUCUCACUAAACAAUUUGCAGUUAAUUUUGAACUUCUACAAAUUUUCAUUUCCAGGCAAUUGUGUUGUUUUCAAUACUUGUCUACAUCCAUGCUAACUUUACAAGCUUACCAAUGAAAUGUCUGGACAAUGUACAGAAGACAUGGCCUCGGGAUGGGAUUCUACGAAUUCAAAUAUCUCAAAACUCCACAGUUUUUGUGACUAAUGGAAACACUGGAUAUAACGAUGUCCACGAGGGUGAUAUGGUGAAAAAUUACACACAGUCAGAUGAUAUGCCGCUGUAUGAAAAUAUGUCGAGUAAUUUUACAAAUCAAUCUAAUCUCGAUAUAUUCCAUUCAAUUCCUGAAGAUAAGCCAUCUUUACAUUUUAAACACAUGAGAGAAACACUUCUUCAUUCAUACGAUUCAAUACUUGAUGGUAAGUAUAGUAACGCAGUGAUAUUACUGAUAUAGAUCUUUCUUUGUUAAUUGCUUAUAAAACACACAAGAGUAGUCCUAUGAUGAGUAAAAAUUUCUGGGUACUAAAGAGUAAAGAUAUGUUGGAUGAAUUGCGGCUUAAUAGAGUGGCAAUAUAAUUAUGUACAGUAGUCUGGUUAACAUCCAACAUUUUUCCAUAUAACUAAAACAGCCAUAAAUAUAUUUGUUUCUGCAUGCAAGGUUCAAAACUACAUGCAGUACCUGUAAAGCUGAAGUUACUACACGAGCAACAAAAUUGCUGCAACUUGCAACAAAAUAUGAUUUCAACGCAUGUUAAGUAGAAAGGUCGUCACAUGUUGCCUUGUGAUUUGUAAUUUGUGUGUAAACAUUUUCAAUUAACAUGCGUUGAAAUCAGAUUUUGUUGCAAGUUGCAGCAAUUUUGUUGCUCGUAUAACUCCACCUUAAGGUCUAACAUUUCUAGCGAGACUUCUAACAUUUCGGUCAGUGCGGAUGACUUUUCUACCAACUUCCUGGCGAUAGAUCUACGUCUUUUGCAGUUAUUAUAAUUUGAACUUUACAGAAACCAUCUUGUGAAUACAACUAACAAACUGAUUACUGAAUGCCAAAAAAUGUUAUAUAUAUAUAUACAUAUCUGGUAAUCGUAAAGCAGGGUUUGCAAUCUGAAUGUACAGUAUAUACUGUAAUGCUGGGGUGCGGUUGGGUAUGCACAAAAAGGGCCAAUUAUAUUGAAUUUUUUAGAAUCCUAUGAAGAUGAGUAUGUGAUGGAAUAUUCUUUAGAAUUUGGAUUUCUUAGACUUUCUAAAACAGCAAGAUCAAAAUUAAACAUUCCUGUUAUGGUGGUUAAGUUAGGUAUGUUUAUCACUGAACUUCGUAAUUUUUUAUCAAGGUAGCCGUAGGAAAACGAGUACCUGCUUUGCCAGAGGACGGAUGCUCACGUCAAGCGUCUUAAAAGUAGGGGGCACCUUUAGUGAGGGCUAAUAUAUCUAAAUGUAGAAAAUUAAUGGAAAACUAGCAUUCUAAUGGUCCACGCACGCAUGCGCAUGGCCACUCGAGAACAUUUCGUAUCUCUUAAUAUAAAUUCGAACGGUCUGUGUCAGCGUCAUUGAACUAUAAGUAAACUGGAACGAUAACUCCUAUGAUAAAGGCCUAUGUUCGAGUGAAGCCAAAUUUCGGGCGCUCAAGUACAGCCUGUUUGCAGGUAUAUGUAUACGAAAAUAAAUACUAAAUUUUUCACGAAGUAUUUUUACAAAUUUAAUCCUUAAUUUUAGCUUAUUAAAGUACGUUUCUGGAUGUGGGACAUCCAUUAACAACUGUAUCUAAUAUUUUUCUACAUAUAUUGUAUAAAAUUGUCUCUGAACUCUUUCUGGAAAGUCUAAAAACUCAGAAAAACCAUAAAUUUUCGCGCGGUUUUUUGCUGAGUUUUGUUUUGUUCGUGUCAUAUUUCGGCAGUUAAACAAUAUUUUCUUAUUUUAUGUGCCUUAGAUAAAAGUUGUGUUGUCUAAGUGCGCUCUAGGAUAAAUAUAAAUGCCUUGAAAAAAGUAAACAUGAUUUUUAAGGUGUAUUUUUCGUAUCCAUUUUGUAAAAAAGGGGCUACCUGCAGAAAACGCUCAUGGUGGCCAACUUAUCGUUCCAGAUUACUUACAGUUCAAUGGUCAGCGUAGGUAGCGACAAUAUCACCAGAAAGUUUGCGGAUUGCGAAGGAUUCGACUACCUGAAGAAUACAAGUAAAACGUCGACGUUUCGAGCGUAUGCGCUUCCUCGGAAAGUUAGUAGAGACCUUACGAUUUUAGGACGGCAACGGCUACCAAUACAAUAGAUCAUUGAAAAUAAUUGAGUAAUUACAAUAUAUGAAUAAUUUAGACAUUGUCGACGGCCAAAACAAACUCCUUCAAAUAAAUGGUAGUAAAGAUAGUUCGUGGUAUAUUAUCAAUCGUAUGAAUUUAACACAGUUUUAGAAGUUGAAGACAUGGGUUUUAUGGUUGGGAAGAGUUCUGCUAAACCCAGUUUGAAGUUGCACUUGUUGUGGCUUGGAAUGCAGCCGUUGUAUCAAGACGUGAAAAUCUGUGAUUUGGCGUUGUAAACAGAGCGAGGACAAUGUCUAAAUUAUUCAUAUAUUGUAAUUACUCAAUUCUUUGCAAUGAUCUAUUGUAUUGGUAGCCGUUGCGUUGCCGUCCUAAAAUCGUAAGGUCUCUAGUCAUGCACGAAGGGCUCUCUCAAUCUGCAGCUUUCUGAUAUCUAUAAUAUCAUUCCCUGCAGCGUAGUUAAGUCCUGGGCAAACUAGGAAACAUUGUUGUGAAACAUUUGUGAUUCUCGAUGUUUCCUCAAAUGUUUCCCUGUUUGCCCACCCGUGGAAACAUUGUUGCGGAAACAAAAUUUGCUUCCCGAGAAGCAAAAAUGUUUCCUAGUGAAUUCAGAAACAUUUGAUGUUUACCUAUGUUUUUCACAAAUGUUUCCUAGUGUUUGCCCACUCUGGGAAACAUAGCGUAACAUUGGCAGGAAACAAUGUUUCCGCAACAAUGCUUCCCAGUUUGCCCAGGGUUUUAGAUUCUGCUAUACAAAUACGACAUGCAACAAGUGUUCUUUUGGAUUUAAACUGUAAGAAUGGUAUUGGCUACACCACUAGUAGUACCUAUAAUUACAUAAAUUAUGUGAAAAAACAUUGUCUCGCUAAUUCCUCAUUAUUCCUGAUAAUUAACAAUUAUUGAUUGAGGUUGAACACGAUAUGAAGAUGAUCAAGCCAGAAGUUUUCUCUUAUCAACCGAAGCCGAAGGCUGAGGUUGAUAAGACAAACUGAGGGCAUGAUAAUUUUUCAUAUCUGGCGAAAACCGAAUUCAAUAAUUGUUUUAUUACUUAUUUAAAAGAUGAAAAAAACAUCCGCACCUGUGGGUUCAAUUCGUAGAAAUAAUUAGUGUUUAAUGACCAUUUCUUUUUCCCAAAUCUUUCCUUUUUUCUUUCAUAAAUACCUUAUUAAGAUGUUUCAAAACCUUUAGUGUAAUCGUGGCUGUUUACGUUAAUAUGUUCUUUAAUAAGUUACGUUGUUUCCUUACAACCUGCAAUUCACGGCGAAGGUGGCGCCACAUCAGUUUUGGUCGUGUUUCCACAUUUCGUAUUUGUACUUCCACAGCGUGACGUCAUAACAUUGAAUAUGAUUUUUUCAUGUUCAACGAUAUGACGUCACUCUGUUGAAUAUUAUGUAAAAACUCCAUAUUUGGUCAGCUAUUGCGUAGAUAUGACCAUUUCACAGUUGGCUGUUAGCCAAUCAGAAACCAUGAAUCUUUUAAAUAAAUAAUAAUUACGUUUAUCAAAGGAAAAGAAGAUGUACUUUCAAUAAAAAGACGAUGCCUUCACUCCAGAAAAAGGCAACUGUGUGGUUAUUGUUCAUACUGUGUAUAAUAGUUGUUGCAAUGCACUGUAUGACGUUAAAUGCAUCUAACUAUUUCUAGACCCGGACAAAGAAGAAUGUUUUGGUGAUGCAUUCAGUCGGUUGUUGUUAAAAGAAUUUCUUGGUUAUGAUGAUGUACUCAUGUCAAGUAUCAAAAGACUUGCUGAGUUUGAAGACAAUAGAGGUUGGUCCACAAUAAACAACACAAAAUGCUAAUCAAUAAUGUAUCACGCAUUGCAUAACUGAUGUGGAAUGCUUUUGCACAGAACUGCAUUUUACUUACAUUUUAAGCAGUAGGUUGGUUAAUUAAUUGCAAAUCUGUUCCAUGCAUUUAAAAUGUGGGAAAACGACAAUCCUUUUGCCUUUAAUCUUUGUGAAAAACACAAUAACACUUUCUGUACUUUGAGUUUGUACAGUAUAGUAUAUUAUAUAUUUUACUUCUUUAGGUUAUUUAAGAAAUUUAGUAACUGGUGAACACUAUCGUUUCGUCAGUUCAUGGAUGGCAAGAAGUUCCUAUAUUGUUGCUUUUAUUCUCAUGUUUACCUUUGUAAGUCCUAGAAAUUGUUAUUAUUCUUUUGUCAUUACCAGCGUUACAGUCGCCGAGUGUGUUUAUGUGAAAUCUGAUUGUUUUAUAGACAAUUUCAAUUUCCAUGUUGCUUCGAUACUGCCAUCAUCAAAUCUUUGUUUUUAUCGGUAAGUAUAGAUUUAGAUCAUUAACUGUCGAUUCAAUUAUCAUAUGAUAGUCCAUAGCUUAUGUGUAAAUUUAUGUUCAUAACCCGAUAUUUUGUACGUGGCGACGCUUGUUCGACCAUAGACAUAGAAAGCCCAGCAAAUAUACACUAUUAUCGUUAUCAAAAUAAAUAGUUGUAAAAUAUAUAAUUAAAAUUUAAUAAUUAAACGUUUACAAUGUCUUUCAAAUGUUUCUGCAUACUUUGCUAUUCGGCGAUUUACUUGACGUGUAUUCACUACAUAUGCAACCUCGUACCCAGGGUGUUUGCUCGUGGGGACCCUGGGUAUGAGCUUGCUAAAUAUGCAGAUUACCCAGUCGCUAUAUUUAUAUGUCAUCGUAUGUCAUUAUAAUAUUGUUUUAACCGAAGGGUGCAGCAAAUUUUUGCUAAAAUUACACCUGCACACGUUAAUACCGUAAUUCCCUAAAAACAAAAAGAAGUAUCUCAAAUUUCUGCUAAAGAAGUAGAUACAAAUGACCUUGGAUAUAUUUUCAAACUUUGUAAAUACUUUUGUAAAUUAUUGUAAAUACCUUUUGCAGUUGAAAAGGUUUUAAAAUACUUAAAUUUCUUCAAUAAAAAGUGUUUCGACAAACGUCAUUAUCGGAAAAAUCAUCGGCUAAAUUUCUAUUGGCUGCCGAAAUGUCGGAAAAUUCCGAAUAUAAUGUGAUGCAGUCAAUGAGCUUUCUUCGGAAGUCUCCGACUUUUCGGCAGCCAAACCUUUUUUAACUCUACGUUAGAUAACAUAUCCACUGCAGUCAUUUGUAUAUCUACUUGUUUUACAGAAAUUUGCGAUAUUUUUCUUGUUUGGAACUUUCUAGCGAGGGUAUUAACGUGUGUAGGUGUUAUUUUACAGCAAAAGGUUGCCACCCUUCGCCUUCGAUUAAAAUACAAGUAUGAUAAUGACAUACGAUGACAUAAAUAGCGACUAGAACAUCUGAAUACGUGUAGUGAAUACACCAGUGAUCGCUGAAUAGCAAAGUCUGAAACAUUUGACAUACAUUUUAAAGUUUAAUUAUUAAAGGUAAAUUUUACAAGUAUUUAUUUUGAUGAUAACAGUGUAUAUUUGCUGGGCUCUCUAUGGUUUGUCUACCUGUUCGAUUGACAGAAAUGAAACCAGCUCACUGGAAAGUUCGUAAGUUGAACAAUGUCUAAAUGAUAUUCACUGACAUUGCAAUAUCUUUUUUGUUUUAGUUAAUCUUCUACAAAUGAUGGAUUUGAACGGAAUUAUUGCUUUUCCCGUUGCACCAUUGUUUACAGUCAUCCUUUCCUUAGUAGGUAAGAUGGUAAAAAGUUGGAAAUAUUCCAUAACUAACGCACUUACGGGACAAAUGUGAACGGAUAUAAUGAUCAAUAUAUCUAUUGUAUAGUCCAGUCGAACGAAUUGAUAUGUCGAAUCGAAUGAGUUUUCCUCUCUGUCUUAAACAAGGCAACAUAUAGUCGAGUUAUCUAUUCAAAUCCAACUAAUCCAAAUGGUAUGUCGAAUGCCAUGAUUGGAAGGAAUCAAAAUGUGAUGUUGAAUCGAAUGAGUAAUCAUGCCUGUAUGCCUAAAUCGAUGCACCAUAUAGCAAUAUAUCGUAAAAUAUAAGUCAAACCUGUCAAUCACAUUACAGUACUCCUUUGAUUCGAAUGAAUCGAAAUAUCAUCGAAAUGUAAUGUCGAAUCGAACUGGAGAACACCGCAAGUGAUGACAAUCCCAAUGACGUUGGAGCGCAGACCAAACUCCGAAGUACAGAUGCGCCCACACUCUGGCCAGGCCAUGCCCACAGAUGGGUUACGCUAUUACCAAUAUACUCUUGGUACAAUAUACCGUCUUAGACUCUUAGUAUUGUUUUAACUUUUUAUCACACACUUGUCAGUGUGCGAAUCUAAAAAAUCUAACCAUUCCAAACACUAUAAUCACGAGUCAAAACAUACCGAUGGUAUUGGACACAUCUUUAUUUCAACUCAGAAAUUGUUUAUUUCGUUUACUAUAGGAAUGGAGGCCAUUAUGUCGGAAUUCUUCAAUGAUGCAACAACAAGUUUUUAUGUUAUUCUUAUUGUCUGGGUGGCUGAUCAGUUUGAGGCAAUAUGUUGUCACACGAGAAUAAGUAAACGAUUUUGGCUAAGGUAUAUUUAUACUAUUUUUUUAAAAAGGUGAUUGGCCAGCAUCAGACUUGUUACAAUAUUGUACCAACAAGCCAAGUUCAAGUGUGUUCGCACUGCUUGUCCUAACUAACUACAAGGUUGCUGACUCAACAGACUCCUGCAAACUAACUACAAAUUAUUCUGUGCUACAAGAUUGCUAACUACAAGGACUCAACUAAAAGUUGUUCCAACAAAGUGUAAUCGUCUCUCAACUCAACAAUUUGUAAUCAAGGGGCCGGUUGUUCAAAGCUGGGUUAGCUAAACUCUAGGUUAACUUAUAUUCAAAGCAAACUUCCCAAGAACUCGUUUAUAAAUUUGGAAAUAUUUCUUCAGAGAUCUUGUCUGAAUCAGUAGGAAUUUUCUUCUCUGAAGUUCUGAAAUAAACAGACGUGCAGAAAUACAUAAGCUAAAACAGCAGAUUAAAUUUUGACCGAGGGUAACCCAGCUUUGAACAACCAGCCCAAUACGUUGUUAGUUAGAACAAACAUCAUUGUUCUAGGCUCUAGCAGUAAUAUAUCUAACAUCAAGUUAUAUACCUUCAAUUGUUUUCAAGAUUCUUCUACCUCUAUCAUUUUGCCUUCUAUGCCUAUCACUAUCGGUUUAAUGGUCAGUACAGUGGUCUGGCGUUAGUUACGUCUUGGUUAUUUAUUCAA
Messenger RNA from Paramuricea clavata, 11627 nucleotides. The record is from the annotation of a GenBank genome assembly. Lineage: Eukaryota; Metazoa; Cnidaria; Anthozoa; Malacalcyonacea; Plexauridae.